GGGAUAUGAGAAGACCGUCAUAAAUGCCAGAGAUUGCCUUCUACAGAGACCAACAGACACGUGUGUAGAAACAUGAAGUCCAAUCCUGCUAUCCAAGCUGCCAUCGACCUCACAGCGGGGGCUGCAGGGGGCACUGCAUGUGUCCUGACCGGGCAGCCCUUUGACACAAUGAAGGUGAAGAUGCAGACAUUCCCAACCCUGUACAGAGGCUUCGUUGACUGCUGCCUGAAGACCUACUCGCAGGUGGGCUUCCGGGGCUUCUACAAGGGCACCAGCCCAGCGCUGAUUGCCAACAUUGCUGAGAACUCUGUCCUCUUCAUGUGCUACGGCUUCUGCCAGCAGGUGGUGAGGAAAGUGAUUGGUUUGGACAAGCAGGCAAAGCUGAGUGACCUCCAGAACGCAGGCGCUGGGUCCUUUGCCUCUGCGUUUGCUGCACUGGUGCUCUGCCCCACUGAGCUUGUGAAGUGCCGGCUACAGACCAUGUAUGAGAUGGAGACAUCGGGAAAGAUAGCAACGAGCCAGAAUACAGUUUGGUCUGUUGUGAAGAGUAUCCUUAGGAAGGAUGGCCCCUUGGGCUUCUACCAUGGACUCUCAAGCACUUUACUUCGAGAAGUACCGGGCUAUUUCUUCUUCUUCGGGGGCUAUGAACUGAGCCGAUCAUUUUUUGCAUCAGAGAGAUCAAAAGAUGAACUAGGCCCUGUCCCUUUGAUGUUAAGUGGUGGAGUUGGUGGAAUUUGCCUCUGGCUGGCUGUGUACCCAGUCGAUUGUAUCAAAUCCAGAAUUCAGGUUCUUUCCAUGUCUGGAAAACAGGCAGGAUUUAUCAGAACCUUUGUAAGUGUUUUGAAGAAUGAAGGAAUAACGGCUUUGUAUUCUGGACUGAAACCGACUAUGAUUCGUGCGUUCCCUGCCAAUGGGGCACUGUUUUUGGCCUAUGAAUAUAGCAGGAAGUUGAUGAUGAGCCAGUUUGAAGCAUACUGAGGUGCUUUGUGAACCUGGACCCAAGCACACGUUUGAGGACUACAGUUCAUCUCAGGGUUUCAUGGAGUAGAAGACCUAUGUGGAAUUAUUUUGCCUUCAUGAGAAUUUCAUGUUUUUAUCUUCCCUUCUUCUACCCUAAAUCUUAAACUUUAUGGAAAGACUUC
Orycteropus afer afer is the source of this 1142-nucleotide messenger RNA. It is a transcript of the gene SLC25A15, whose product is annotated as solute carrier family 25 member 15. Gene Ontology annotation, molecular function: L-ornithine transmembrane transporter activity. Gene Ontology annotation, biological process: mitochondrial L-ornithine transmembrane transport. The record is from RefSeq and is a predicted model, not a curated record. Lineage: Eukaryota; Metazoa; Chordata; Mammalia; Tubulidentata; Orycteropodidae.